AUGGGAAGCGGCGUCUUGACAGACUGCUGGCGUCCAGAAGAGCGCGGAAAGGGAAUAGCCAUGAUGCAAUUUGCACCAGUCAUUGGCCCUGCACUAGGUCCCAUUGUUGGUGGCUACAUCUCGCAAUACGCCACCUGGCGCUGGGCAUUCUGGACAGUCGUCAUCUUCAACGUCGCAGUCCAGGCUGUGGCAUUCUUCCUGUUGAGAGAAACAUAUGCACCUCGCCUUCUUGUGCUAAAAGCCAGGAAGCUCCGCAAGGAGUCGUGUAAUCCAGAGUUCAAGACUGCCUGGGAACGAGAGCAACGCACUCUGACGAAGAUUCUUCGAGUCAGCUUGUCGAGGCCCUGGGUGAUGCUUGCAACUCAGCCCAUCAUUCAAAGUCUAGCAAUUCUCCAGGCUUUCAACUUUGGCUUGCUCUAUCUCGUAAUCUCCGGAUUUCCUACUCUUUGGGAAGAGCACUACGGGAUGUCAAAAGGCAGAGCAAGUUUGAACUACAUCUCGAUCGCCGUCGGUUCCCUGAUUGGGGUUUUAAUCUGCGCCCCUACCAUGGACGCAGUCUACCGACGGCUUAAGACGAAAUCCGGGAUCGGGAUGGAGGAGCAAGGGAGCCCCGAAUUUCGCAUUCCCUUGAUGAUUCCUAGUUCAGUAAUCACGCCUGCUGGGAUGCUGUUAUUCGCAUGGUCCGCACAGAACAGAAUGCAUUUUCUCAUUCCAAACAUUGGCAUUGCGAUAACGAUGGGAAGCACCAUGAUAUCGUACCAAUGCAUCUCGGCCUACAUAGCCGACUCUUAUCCGCAGUACACCGCUUCUGCUUCAGCUGCAUGUUGUUUCAUGCGGUCCAUGUUCGCUUUCGUGUUUCCGCUGUUUGUUCCAGCGCUCUUCGGAAAACUGGGAUAUGGACUUGGCGGAAGUCUGUUGGCUGGUAUCGCGGUCGUCAUUGGGAUCCCGGCACCGAUCUUACUCUGGGUAUUUGGCGCAAGGCUACGGGGUAUGAGUCGGUUCAGCAUACGGGAAUAA
Messenger RNA from Colletotrichum aenigma, 1017 nucleotides. It is a transcript of the gene mfs2-0, whose product is annotated as putative efflux pump mfs2. The coding region runs from base 1 to 1017 and encodes 338 amino acids. Lineage: Eukaryota; Fungi; Ascomycota; Sordariomycetes; Glomerellales; Glomerellaceae. The transcript is spliced from 3 exons. The record is from RefSeq and is a predicted model, not a curated record. Gene Ontology annotation, biological process: transmembrane transport. Gene Ontology annotation, molecular function: transmembrane transporter activity.